AUGCCAUGGAUGCGGGUCGAUGCCAUGAUAAAGGGUUGGUUGACGACCGCCAUGGAGAAGAACAUACGGAACAGUGUCAAAUACGCAGGGACGACAUCGGAGAUAUGGUCAGAUCUGAAUGAACGUUUCGGGAAAGAAAGCGCUCCUAGGGCGUAUGAGUUAAAGCAAAAGAUCACUUCUACUCGACAAGGUAGUGCCACUGUAUCCACAUACUUCACACAGUUACAAUCCAUAUGGGAUGAAUUUCAGUCCAUAUAUCCAUUCCCUCGAUGUUCCUGUAACAAAUGUGAAUGUAAUAUUGGCAAGAAGAUUAAUGAGCAUCAAGAGAAAGAACGUCUUUAUGAGUUUUUGAUGGGACUAGAUGCCGAGUUCACAUUCAUUAGAACCCAAAUCCUAGCCACUAAACCAAUUCCUUCUCUUGGGACGGCAUACCACAUGGUGACUGAGGAUGAAAGGCAAAGAGUCGUCUCCAAUGAAAGCGCAAAACCUCUCGAAUCCGCUGCAUUCAAGGCCUUUCAAAGAAGGAAUGGACCUUCAAGUUCGAGCAAAUAA
Molecule: messenger RNA, 552 nt
Organism: Lactuca sativa (garden lettuce)
Lineage: Eukaryota; Viridiplantae; Streptophyta; Magnoliopsida; Asterales; Asteraceae
Source: RefSeq, a predicted model, not a curated record